UGCAGAUCUUCCAAACAAAUCAUUCCAACCAUUAACCUAAAAAUGGAUUCUUUUUCAUUUUCUGCCUCCAGCUGAUCAGAACUCUCUCCCUUAUUCUCUCCAUGGCUCUGUUUCAGCUCAUUUCUACUCCCAAACCCUCUUUAAACCCCAUUUCCAAUUCUCCUCCUCCUUUAAACCCUACCUUCAAUUUACUCUCUACUUCGCCUGCUCACACUCGACACCUCAUACGCCGCCGUAGCCGUAGGCGACACUCCGACUCUCUUAGAUGCUCCGCUUCCUCCUUCUCUGAAAAGCAUCAUACCAACCAUCCUAAUUCAGACGAUGUUGUUGAAUUGCCUCUCUUUCCUCUCCCGCUCGUCCUAUUCCCUGGAGCUAUCCUUCCUCUCCAGAUCUUCGAGUUCCGUUACCGCAUUAUGAUGCAUACUCUCCUUCACACUGACCUGCGCUUCGGCGUCAUCUACUCUGACGCUGCCUCCGGCACCGCUGAAGUUGGAUGCGUUGGCGAGAUCGUCAAGCAUGAGCGUCUUGUCGAUGAUCGUUUCUUCUUAAUCUGCAAGGGCCAGGAGCGUUUCCGUAUCACCAAUCUCGUCCGCACAAAACCUUAUCUUGUGGCUGAGGUCACGUGGUUGGAGGACCGGCCCUCAGGGGAUGAGGACGUCGAGGCUUUAGCGACGGAGGUGGAAACGUAUAUGAAAGACGUGAUUCGACUGUCGAAUCGAUUGAACGGGAAGCCCGAAAAGGAAGCUCAGGAUUUGCGGAGGAAUCUGUUUCCGACGCCGUUUUCGUUUUUCGUGGGGAGUACUUUCGAGGGCGCGCCAAGGGAGCAGCAGGCGUUGCUGGAAUUGGAGGAUACAGCAGCUAGGUUGAAGAGAGAGAAGGAGACUUUGAGAAACACUCUUAACUACUUGACCGCAGCCUCUGCCGUUAAAGAUGUGUUUCCGUCUUCAUGAUAAGAGUAAAAGAAGAUCAAUUGGGGGUUGAAUCACACGAAGAGCAAAGAGGAUGUGGAAAUUUAUUCAUACUCAAGCAUAACUUUGUUGCCUCAAACUAGUAGUGAAAUGGAGGUGUUAACUUUAUUCCGUAGUGCCUCAAAUGUCUCAGCAAGGAAAUUUUAUCUGCCUCAUGGAUGAAUAUUCAAUUUAAGAUUUGUGGCAGCUUUCUGUUGUCAAGAAGGAUGUGAAACAGCGUGCCACUGUGAACGAGGUUGGUUAUUUACAUAUCUGAUUGUAUGCGUUGAAAACUUUGCCGUCAUGGUAGGCUGUCUGGUUAUAUUAUUCAUGAUACAAGUUAAACCGUAUAAUAUGAUCUCUUUUUUUUUUUUUUUAAAUCUAAGAACUGGUUCCUCACUUUUAAUUUUAUAUUGCUCUCUAAAUAUAUCUGAAAAUGUUAAUUUUCUAUUACAAGC
Messenger RNA from Manihot esculenta (cassava), 1405 nucleotides. Its product is annotated as lon protease 2. The coding region runs from base 102 to 950 and encodes 282 amino acids. The record is from RefSeq and is a predicted model, not a curated record. NCBI's taxonomy places the organism in Eukaryota, Viridiplantae, Streptophyta, Magnoliopsida, Malpighiales, Euphorbiaceae. The transcript has 2 exons.